AUGGACAGCGAUCUCCUGCCCCGCUUGGACGCUGCAAGUUUCCGGAGUCUCUGGCAGCGCUUCGACGCUGACGACAAUGGUUACAUAGAAGGAAAAGAGCUUGAUAACUUUUUCUGUCACCUGCUUGAGAUCCUGGGCAGUAAAAGCACCAUUACAGAAGAAAAGGUUCAAAGGAUGAAAGAACAAUUGAUGUCAACCUACAAUGUAACUAAUGAUGGACGCUUACAAAUACAAGAGUUUGCAAAUAUGACUUUGACUGAGGAAGACAACUUUCUGCUACUUUUCCAAAGAGAAACUCCUUUGAAUAACAGCGUGGAGUUCAUGCGGAUUUGGCGUCAUUAUGAUGCUGACAGCAGUGGCUUUAUUUCAGCCAGUGAACUCCAAGACUUUCUGCAAGAUCUGUUUCGGCAGCACGAAAAAAACGUUUCCAAGGCAAAACUGCAAGAAUAUACUGAUACCAUGAUGAAGCUCUUUGACAAAAAUAAAGAUGGUCGGCUGGAUCUGAAUGACCUUGCAAGGAUUUUAGCUCUUCAGGAAAAUUUUCUCCUUCAAUUUAAACUGGAUGCUUCCAGUGCAGAAGAAAGAAAAAGAGACUUUGAGAAAAUCUUUGCACACUACGAUGUUAGUAAGACAGGAGCUCUUGAAGGUCCAGAAGUUGAUGGGUUUGUCAAAGAUAUGAUGGAGCUUGUCAAGCCCAGCAUUAGUGGUACAGAUCUGGAUAAAUUCCGAGAGAUCCUGCUUCAUCACUGUGAUGUGAACAAGGAUGGAAAAAUUCAAAAAUCUGAACUUGCCUUAUGUCUGGGAAUUAAAAAUACCCCAUAG
Molecule: messenger RNA, 822 nt
Organism: Ahaetulla prasina
Lineage: Eukaryota; Metazoa; Chordata; Lepidosauria; Squamata; Colubridae
Gene: SCGN
Product: secretagogin, EF-hand calcium binding protein
Exons: 11
Coding region: 1-822 (273 amino acids)
Biological process (GO): regulation of presynaptic cytosolic calcium ion concentration; regulation of long-term synaptic potentiation
Cellular component (GO): synapse; dendrite; nucleus
Molecular function (GO): calcium ion binding
Source: RefSeq, a predicted model, not a curated record